Molecule: messenger RNA, 536 nt
Organism: Geodia barretti
Lineage: Eukaryota; Metazoa; Porifera; Demospongiae; Tetractinellida; Geodiidae
Source: the annotation of a GenBank genome assembly
CCAGCAACAACAUCCUCCUGAAUGCCAGCCACCAGGCCAAGGUGACCGACUUUGGCAUGUCCAAGAUUGCAGCCUCCGAUUCCUCCAUGACCCGCAGUAAGGUGACCCAGUGUCCAGGAACACUGGUCUACAUGCCACCAGAGGCCCUUUGUCCUAAGCCUAGCUAUUCUGACAAGAUCGACACAUUCUCCAUUGGAGUUCUCCUUCUCCAGAUUGCCACCAGAAAGUUCCCUGCUCCUGGUGAAGCAUUUGUCACAAAGACAGAUCCAAAAUCUCCUACCAACGUAAGCUAUGUUCCGGUUUCAGAGGUUGACCGAAGAAAGUUAGCUAUUGACGAGGUCCCAGCCUGAAGUCGUUUUCUCCCAGUCAUUAGAGACUGCCUCAAAGACAAGAGUAAAGACAGACCAACAGCUGACCAGCUCUGCCGGUGCCUAGAGGAGCUGAAGAAUACUGAGUGCUCUUGGAAUUACUAGUCACCAUCAGUUGCCUCAGUUCCGAGCUCUCGUUGAGCAGUCAAAGCCAGAGGCAAAUGUUGU